UGUCAAUGAAAAACUUCAGCAGUUCUUCAAUCAUCACAUGUUUGUUGUUGAGCAAGAAGAAUAUGUUAAGGAAGGAAUUGACUGGGUUAUGGUAGAUUUUGGUAUGGAUUUGGCUGCUGCUAUCAUUAUGUUUGAAAAACCCAUGGGAAUCUGGGCUAUUCUUGAGGAGGAGUCUCUCUUCCCCAAGGCAACUGACAAGUCAUUUGAGGAGAAACUUAAGGCAGCUUUAGGCAAACUCCCAGUUUUCUUGAAGCCCCAGUCCAAGACAGAUAAAAAUGCUCACUUUGCUAUUUCUCAUUAUGCUGGAAUUGUAUCUUACAAUGUAACCAACUGGCUUGAGAAGAACAAAGACCCUGUAAAUGACUCAGUUGUUGAGGUAUUUAAAUCAUCUUCAACUGUUGAACUUCUUGUUCACUUGUGGAGAGAUCAUCCUGGACAACCUACUGUAACACCAAAGGAUGAUGGUAAGAAGAAGAAGAAGGGAGGUGGUGGCAAGACUGUGUCUUCUGUAUAUUUGGUAUCUCUUGGAGAGUUGAUGCAAACCCUUUAUGCUUGUGAGCCUCACUUUGUACGUUGCCUAGUACCCAACACUCACAAAAAACCGGGAGAUGUUGAGCCUCCUCUAAUUAUGCACCAGCUCACCUGUAAUGGUGUAUUGGAGGGUAUCAGAAUUUGCAUGCGAGGAUUCCCCAACAGAAUGAACUAUAAUGACUACAAAAUGCGAUAUGCUAUUCUUGGAGCAGCUGAAAUCGCAAGCUCAAAAGAUAACAAGGUUUCUGUUUAUGCUUUGAUGGACAAAAUUAAGUUUGAUAGAGAAAGAUAUCGUCUUGGACACACCCUUGUCUUCUUCAGAGCUGGAGCUCUUGCUAAACUUGAAGAAGCAAGAGAUGAUAUUGUCGGCAAACUCAUUAGAUACAUGCAAGGACAAGCAUACCAGCGUAUUAAGAGUGCUGGAUUUAAUAAGCGCAGAGACCAAAGAGAACUUAUCAAAGUGUGCCAGAGAAAUUUCAGAAAGUAUAUGGCAAUGAGAGAUUGGGGAUGGUUUGUUAUCAUUCAAAAGACACGUCCUCUCCUGGGAAUGCCAAAUCCUGAAGAAGAACUUAGACAAUUGGAGGAAAAGGCAAAUGCCACCUAUGGUAAAUAUAAGUCUGCACUUGACACCACCGCAUCUCUUGAAGGCGAGCUUGAUAACAUGCGUUCAGACAUUAAAGCUUUGACAAAACAACUUGAAUCUGAACAAGGAAACCUUAGUGUUUAUACUGACAGGCAAUCAAAGGCUACUGCCCUAAAGGCAGAAACUGAAGUUGAACUUGCAACACAGCAAGCUAAUCUUUCCGCUGAAGAGGCUUCAAGGAUUGAACUGACUGCUGAAGUUAAGAAGCAUUCUGGAUCCAUCAAUGUUGUCAAGAAGGACAUUGAAGACAUUGAGCUUGCUAUUACCAAGGUUGAACAAGAAAAAACUAACAGAGAUCAUACCAUCAAAUCUCUCAAUGAUGAAAUUGCUGAACAAGAUGAGGUUAUCAAUAAACUUAACAAGGAGAAGAAACAUAUUGCAGAGACUCAAUCCAAAUCUGCUGAUGAUCUUAUUUCUGCUGAAGAAAAGGUUAAUCACCUUAACUCAAUCAAGUCCAAGCUUGAAUCUACUUUGGAUGAACUGGAAGGUGCUCUUGACAAAGAGAAACGCUCAAGGGGAAAUCUGGAGAAGGAAAGAAGGAGGGUAGAAGGAGAACUGAAGAUGACUCAAGAUAUGGUAGCAGACUUGGAAAGAUCCAGAAAAGAGAUUGAAAAUACCAUUGCUAAGAAAGAGAAGGACAUGGGAGGUCUCUCUGCUAAGCUGGAUGAUGAACAGUCACUUGUUGCAAAAAUGCAAAAGAGCAUCAAGGAACUUCAAGGACGUGUUGAAGAGAUGGAAGAAGAACUUGAAGCUGAGCGUCAGGCUCGUGCCAAGGCUGAAAGACAAAGAUCUGAUCUUGCAAGAGAAAUUGAACAGCUAGGAGAGAGAUUGAAUGAAGCUGGAGGUGCUACUCAUGCCCAGAUUGAAUUGAACAAGAAGAGGGAAGCUGAAGUUGGAAAACUCCGCAAGGAUAUUGAAGAAACCAAUAUUCAGCAAGAAUCUAUUCUUGGAAACUUGAGGAGGAAACACCAGGAUGCCAUUCAGGAGAUGUCUGAGCAAAUUGAUCAACUCCAGAAGAUGAAAGCCAAGAUUGAGAAGGACAAAUCUCACAUUAUUGCUGAAAUUGCUGAUGCCAGAGCUGCUACUGAUGAAGUUGUUCGUGCUCAAGCUUCUGCUGACAAAUCUAACAGAAAUCUUCUUACUUCACUUAAUGAAAUCAAUAAGAGGGUUGGUGAAGCCAACCUUACUCUUGGAGACUUUGAGGCCAGCAAGAGGAAGAUUGCAGCUGAGAAUGCUGAUCUUCUCCGUGCUGUAGGUGAUCUUGACAACAACCUUAACAUGCUGUUGAAGGUUAAGAGCUCCAUUGCUGCUCAACUUGAAGAAGUCAAAUCUCUGGCUGAUAAUGAGGCUCGUGAGAGAUCUCUUCUUCUUGGCAAAUUCCGCAAUCUUGAACAUGAGGUUGAUGGAGCCAAAGAGGCCCUUGAUGAAGAAUCAUCUUCUAGGGACAAUGUUCUCCGUCAAGUUGCUAAAGCUGAAGGUGAUGCCAAUCUGUGGAGAACCAAGUAUGAAAGUGAAGCUGUUGCCAAGGCUGAGGAGCUUGAGAUGACUAAAAUGAAGUUGGUUGCCAGACUAACUGAGGCUGAGGGAACCAUUCAAAAUCUUAAUGCUAAACUUUCUCAAGUAGAAAGAUCUAGAUCUAAGAUGCAAGCAGAGCUUGACGAAAUGACAUCUGGUCUUGAUCAAGCCCAGGUGCUGAAUGCUGCCAUGGAAAGAAAGGCUAAGCAAUUUGACAAAGUCAUUGGAGAAUGGAAACUUAAAGUUGACUCUCUGUCAUACGACCUCGAUUGCAGCCAGAAGGAAACCCGCAAUGCUUCCUCUGAUCUCUUCAAGGUCAAAUCUGCCUAUGAAGAAAGCAUGCUCCAGCUUGAUGAAGUGAGAAGAGAGAACAAGACCCUUUCCAAUGAAAUCAAGGACAUCAUGGACCAAAUCAGCGAAGGAGGAAGAUCCAUCCAUGAGAUUGACAAAAUCCGCAAGCGUCUUGAAGCUGAGAAACUUGAGCUCCAAGCUGCUCUAGAGGAAGCUGAAGCCACCCUUGAGCAGGAAGAAAACAAGGUUCUCCGGGCUCAGCUUGAACUUACUCAAGUAAGACAAGAGAUUGAGCGCCGUCUUGCUGAGAAGGAUGAAGAGUUUAUGGCUAUCAAGAAGAACCAGUCAAAGGCUCUUGAAUCUAUGCAAGCUGCCCUUGAAACUGAAUCCAAGGGAAAAGCUGAGGCUCUCAGGAUGAAGAAGAAGCUUGAGUCUGAUGUUACUGAUCUUGAGCUUGCCCUAGAGCAUGCCAAUGCUGGAGCCAUGGAAACACAGUCAACCAUCAAAAAGUACCAAAACCAGGUCCGUGAUGCUCAGUGCAAGGUUGAUGAGGAAUCCCACAUGAAAGCUAUUGCUCAAGAUAAUAAGGUCAAUGCUGAAAGAAAGGCAGCAGCAAUGCAGAAUGCACUUGAGGAAGCCAGAACAAUGCUGGAGCAGGCAGAUAGAGGAAGGAGAGCCUUGGAACAGGAGCUUGCAGAUUCCAAUGAGACCCUAGCUGACUUGUCCAACCAAAACCAGGCCAUUUCUGCUGCAAAGAGGAAGCUAGAAAAUGAGUUCCAGACUGUUUCUGCUGAUCUUGAUGAGAUGGCUAAUGAAGCUAAACUUUCUGAAGAAAAGGCUGCAAGAGCUAUGAUUGAUGCUGCAAGACUUGCUGAUGAACUUCGUGCUGAACAAGACUUUGCCAUGUGCCUUGAAAAAGACCGCAAGCUUCUUGAGGCCCAGUGCAAGGAUGCACAGGCUCGUGCUGAUGAGGCUGAAGUAAAUGCACUUAAGGGAGGAAAGAAGGCCAUGAUAAAAAUGGAGACAAGAAUUAGGGAACUGGAAUCUGAGCUUGAUGCUGAAAAUAGGAGACUUGGAGAUGCAAACAAAAAUCUGAGGAAAACUGAGCGCAAGGUGAAAGAACUUACUUUUGCUGCUGAUGAGGACAAGAAGAACCAUGAGCGCAUGCAAGCUUUGAUUGAUCAGCUCCAGGGCAAGGUCAAGUCAUACAAGAAGCAGAUUGAAGAAGCUGAAGAGAUUGCUGCUCUGAACCUCGCUAAGUUCAGGAAGGUGGUUGGUACCCUUGGAGAAGCUGAAGCUGCAGCAGAUCAAAAUGAACAAGCUCUUGCCAGGAUGAAGGCUCGUGCCAGGUCUGCAUCCCUUGGACCAAUGUAACUUUUUGUUAUUUUCUAUGAACCAAAUGAUAUGAAAAUUAUAAAUCCGUAAUAAAUAUUUGCAAAUCAA
Molecule: messenger RNA, 4423 nt
Organism: Eurytemora carolleeae
Lineage: Eukaryota; Metazoa; Arthropoda; Copepoda; Calanoida; Temoridae
Product: myosin heavy chain, muscle
Cellular component (GO): myosin complex
Molecular function (GO): ATP binding; cytoskeletal motor activity; actin filament binding
Source: RefSeq, a predicted model, not a curated record